Physcomitrium patens is the source of this 3304-nucleotide messenger RNA. Its product is annotated as annexin-like protein RJ4. Gene Ontology annotation, cellular component: cytoplasm; plasma membrane. Gene Ontology annotation, molecular function: calcium ion binding; calcium-dependent phospholipid binding; phosphatidylserine binding. The record is from RefSeq and is a predicted model, not a curated record. NCBI's taxonomy places the organism in Eukaryota, Viridiplantae, Streptophyta, Bryopsida, Funariales, Funariaceae.
AAUGGCGGUGUAGGAUUUGCGGAACUCUGCAGUGCAGUGAAGGAAGACGAGGAACAUGAACACGACGACGAAGACGAAGACGACGAAGACGGCGACGGCGACGGCGACGAAGAAGAAACAGAGCAAGGAAAACAACAGAGAGAAAGGAAGGCUACAAUGCCAGAGAUGAUGCAGCUGGCGAUGUCAGGCUUGCGGGAGUGGGGCGACAGCGAUAGAGGAGAGGAAUGAGGGACGCCAGGCUAGGAGGAGGCUGCAUCCCCACAUUCCUUGUCCCGCGAGCUGCAGUUGCCGCAGUCCAGCACUCGCACGCUUGGCAGGCAGGCAGACAUUCGUUUGACCUAGUGCUGCUCUGAUUACUGCUUAUCCCGUUCCGUGACGUAGCUCUACUGUUUGUGUUCCUCUCAAUUUCCGAGUCCUGACUCAGGCCUUGGGAACGACUGGCUGCUCACGGUGUGAUGAUACCACGCUGCGGAUCCGCGCACAUUCUCGUUGCCAGUAUCCAUUGAGAAGUGAUUUCGGCCUGUGAUGGGAUUUGUGGUAGUGAGUGAGCGAGUGAGUGAGUGUCUGUGUGUGAGUGAUUGAGUGAGCAAUCGUCGUGUGUUAGAUGGAUGGGUGAUAUUUGUCUACUGCAAGUGGAGUGCAGGGGAUUCUGGGGUCGGGAGCCAGUGGUUUCGGCGUGCGGAGCUAAAUGGUCUUUUUUUGGGUGCGUAUGUCACGUCUGGGACCUGCAGUGGGGGUGGGUGGCGCUGUCAGGAUGUUGCCAAAGUUGGGUUGCGGAAUCCGGGUGUUUUCCGUACUCGCAUAGCGGGCUCCCCGGCAGUUUUGUUUCUUUUUCGCCUUCGACGGUAGGGGAGAUCUGUUCAUAGUUCUUCCAUAAGCGGAGGAACCUUUGCCUCGCUGUUUGAUGCACCGGUGAUCAGUCCCCACGCCCAAGUUUUGCUAUCUCUGCAAGAAAGACCCUUUGCUUUUUUUCUUUUUCUUCUGCAGACGCUGUUUGAUUCCACGCUUUUCUCGUGUGCGAGGUUUUUGCGCUUGAAGUUCUCAUUCUAAAUCUCUCAUUAGCCACUCACGUUCAUUUUUUUUCCUGCCCCCGAGAUUUCUUCUCGUCGGGGGUUGAAUUUGAUCGUAGGACUGAUAUGGUGUAAGCUUUAGUCUUCCGUGUAUUUGUCCAAGCAACCUCUCAACAUCCCUGCUUUUUCACGACAUGUCGGCUCUUGAUUUCGUUGCAUCGAGAGCCCGCCAGCAAGAGAGUUAAUAUCUAAAGCGGCAUUCUUGGAUUUUAAGGGCUUGCUCUUUUAUUUUCCGAAAGGGAGAUACUGUCCAGCUAGGUCAACCGUUUCAGUGCUAGUUGAGGAUCUAUUAUCGUAUGGGGAGUUUCAUGAGGAGCCUAAUUCAACCUUAGCCUUAGGUGAAUCUGUUGCUCUCUCUGCCUAAAGGCCGAUGUUAAGGCUUUUUCAAUAUUGGGUACACGAUGCAAAACAUGUCUGUGCUUUCGGUAUUGUUCCAUUAAGAGUGCGAUCCUGAGGGGAAGAGCCCUGACUUCUGGCGCAGCUGCAAUGGAACCCACUAGUGAUGUGACCACUCACUAGGCUUCAAGGGAUUGAUUUCUAGGAUGUUUAGGAUUAGGGUUGUCCUCGCUGGGCCUGAAUCUCUUUCCUACUUCCAGCUGAAUGUGAAGCGAGCGAAGCAGACGUGACUUGCGUGGAGUAGUGUAGUGAAGAUUGAUACCAUAGCGAAGUCUGAGCCAGAGGGACGAGGUAAUGGGGACAUUGACUUUGCCACCCUAUUUUAAUCUUCAAGAGGACUGCAAAGAUCUACGAUCAUCAUUCAAAGGUCUUGGAUGCAAUGAGAAAAGAGUUAUUGAAAUUUUGGCAAGAAGAACGCAGGCGCAACGACUUGAGAUUGCACAGGCAUAUCAAACAGUAUACGGGGAGAGCUUGCACAAGCGGCUCAAGUCAGCCUUCAGUGGCAAGCUUGAGAAAUGUAUACUGCUGUGGAUGAUGGACUCAGCUGAGCGUGACGCCAUACUCUUAUAUGAACUGAUGAAAGUAGGAGGGAGAAAGGCUGACCGUGCUUUCAUUGGGAUAGUGUGUACGCGCAAUUCAGCACAAAUUUACUUGAUCAAGCAAGCAUAUUAUACUAUGUUUAAUCAAACUCUAGAAAAUCACAUCGAUGGAACGGAUUCACAUUUCAUGGAGUUUCAGACCAAGAAUAAAUGGGCGUUUUGGCGUAGUGGCGAAUCUAAAGUCAAGGAAGUUCCCAAACGACUAGUUGGUGUCACAAAACUUAUGUUGGCACUGGUCCGUGGCAAUCGGCCCGAGAACACCAGCGUGGACAGGCACAUUGCUUUGAAUGAUGCACACCAAUUAAAUAAGGUAUUUACUGGGAAAGUUGGUGACGAGGACACUUUGAUCCGCAUUUUUUGCACUCGGAGCGCGCAGCAGCUUACGGCUACAUUGAACUACUACCAUCAGCAUUACGGUCACGAUUUUGAGGAGUCCUUGAUUAACGAAAAUUCUGGGGAUUUUGAACAAGCUCUACGAUACACAGUGAUGUGUUUCCGCCAGCCGGCAAAAUUUUAUGCGGAGGAAUUACACACUGCAUUGGGAGGAGCAGGAACAGACGAUGAUGCGUUGAUUCGAGUAAUUACAACUCGAGCUGAAGUGGAUAUGCAAUACAUCAAGUUGGAGUUUGCGAAUGAAUGCAAGAGAUCACUGGAAGAGAUGAUUGCGAAUGAUACAAUCGGAAAUUAUCGAUACUUCCUUCUCACUCUUGUUGGACCUGGAGACCUUGGUCUUUUCAGCCCUAGAACGUCCAACGCCUCGGCAUCUUAUUACAGUCCUAGAACUUCCAAUGGCUCGGCCUCUCGCCAGCCAUCCACAGGCUCGCAAAAUGGUUCAGCUUCAUACUACAGUCCAAGGUCGAGUGGCCAAGGGUCGUUUCAGAUGUAACCCACUCAGCAAACCGUUCCUUUUUUACUUGGCAACAGGUGUAAAGCAUGAGGUUUUAGAUUCAUGUUUAAAGGUCAGGUGAAUAGCUUCUUUCUUUCGGCUAGCUCACUCUGAAGCGUAUGACUUAUUGUACUGAGGGAGCAUUUGUAUCCUGAGUUGUACAUUGCCAUCCUGCUCUCCUCAAUGCACACCAUGUGCGUAAACUGUCAAAGAGCUGAAGAGGCACUUUCUUACAGAGUAGUUGACAGCAGUUGCCAAUCCUUUAGAUAAGAAAAAGUAUUGAAAUUGUAAGAAUUGAUACUGGUGAUUAUUCUUUUGUGUUAAAUUUUUGGUUUGAGGGAAUUUUUUGUUCA